Messenger RNA from Nicotiana tabacum (common tobacco), 1648 nucleotides. RefSeq lists its product as uncharacterized. The record is from RefSeq and is a predicted model, not a curated record. NCBI's taxonomy places the organism in Eukaryota, Viridiplantae, Streptophyta, Magnoliopsida, Solanales, Solanaceae.
AUUCAAAUCCAUUUUCUAGCAUGGGGUAAAACCUCAUCUCAAGAAUCUAGAGCUGAAAUAAAGAAUAUUACUACAAAAGGAUAUAGUUUAAUGAUAUGGGUGGAAAUUUAUAACAGAAUAAUUAGUGUGGAUUCAUUUUUUACUGUCCUAGCUCCUUUCCAUUCUCAAUUCUCCUACUACAUAAUAAGAAAAAAGGGCAGCUACGAGUUCAACCGCUGAAAACAAGAGAAGUACGAUUUGGUAAAAAUGGAAAUAUACAGUAUAAAGCUAAGCUUUUCUUCUUGUUUUCCCAAAAUAUAAUAUUCAUGGUUAAGACGUGGGGAGGAGCCAACAGCAAUGGACAUUUCCUUAUUCAUUAUUUAAAUAUUUUCUUUGACCCUUGACGUCUACAGUCUGCAAAUAAUCUAUAAAUAUGGAGAAUUCUUAUUGCACUUUCCACUUUCCACUUUCUCCCUUUCUAAGUACAAUUUUCCAUAAUUAACCUUUCCUUCACAAAUUUCCCGACACCCAUAAAAUACACACACAUACUGUGCAUGUUCUGAAAUCCUAUAUCAGUGAUGCCCAAGUGUUUUAGCUUAACGGCUACAAAGAACAGAUGCCUCAAAUCCAGUUUCAGCAGUCGUGGUCUCCGAUCUACUGUUACUGACCUCAAAGAUGGCACAAUCAUGCACUGUUGGGUACCCAAAACAAGAAAAUCAACCCGACCCGACUUGGUCCUGAUCCAUGGGUUCGGAGCCACCUCCAUGUGGCAAUGGAGCGAAACGGUACGAAUCCUCUCACGGCACUUUAACGUCUACGUCCCCGACUUAGUAUUCUUCGGAGACUCCUACACGACCCGACCCGACCGGUCCGAGUCAUUUCAAGCUGAGUGCGUGAAGCGCGUGAUGGAGGCGAACUCGGUGGUGAAGAUGAGCGUUGUUGGGCUGAGCUACGGUGGUUUCGUGGCGUAUAAUAUGGCGGCGCAGUUUAAGGAUUGUGUGGAGAAAGUGGUGAUUUGCUGUGCCGGAGUUUGUUUGGAGGAGAAGGAUUUACAAGAAGGGUUGUUUGCGGUAAACAGUGUGGAGGACGCGGCCAACAUUCUGCUGCCGCAGACGGCGGAGCAAAUGAGAGAGUUGAUGGGUUACACGUUCGUUAAAGCUCCGGCGAAAGUUUUGCCUUCUUGCUUGCUUACUGACUUCAUUGAUGAAAUGUUUACAGAUUAUGUAAAGGAGAAGAAAGAACUGCUUCUUGCAAUUGCGAAAGACAGGAAGCUUUCCGAUCUACCUAAGAUAACUCAGCCGACGUUAAUAGUGUGGGGGGAUCAAGACAAAAUAUUUCCUUUAGAACUAGGUCACAGAUUGAAAAGGUUCAUUUCCCCUACUGGGUCUGGGAAUUUAGGUGAGAAUGCUGAGCUGGUGGUGAUCAAGAAUGCAGGUCAUGCUUUCCUUUAUGAGAAACCCAGAAAAUUUCAUAAGCCUUUGAAAUCCUUUCUCUUGGGUUCCACAAAAAUUCCUUCUCAACACCAAACAUGAUUCACUGCUGCCUGUAAUUUGGGGAAAUUUUUCUAUUACUGGUGAAAAGCCAUAAUGUAUUAUCUCAAUUUUUGGUAUGUAAUUCUUGUAGCUCUCAUUGAGAGCCACCAUCCUAUGAAAAUUUUUAACUUUUGAUA